Molecule: messenger RNA, 1722 nt
Organism: Brassicogethes aeneus
Lineage: Eukaryota; Metazoa; Arthropoda; Insecta; Coleoptera; Nitidulidae
Source: the annotation of a GenBank genome assembly
AUUUUUAUUUUCGAUUGGGUUUAAAUCCGAAAAGGCCUCAAUUGAAAAUUAAAAAACUAGUAAUUUUGAGGUUAUGUUUCCUCCAUGUUAAACAUCAAAAAGAAAAUAUUUAUUGUUAGUUUAGCGCUAAGCACAAGUAGUUAUGUUUCUCUUCGUGCUAUUGCCUGUUAUGAUAGUAACAGGAAUUUACAAAUUAAUUGUUAAAAAUAACCGAAAAUCCAUUGAAGGUAAACAUGUAGUGGUGACAGGGGGGUCCAGCGGCAUUGGGAAAGCUGUUGCCGUUAUGGCAGCCAAAGAAGGGGCUAACGUGACCAUCCUGGCAAGAAAUUUGGAGAAACUUACUGAAGCAGAGGAGGAAAUCAAAAAAGCAUGUAUCAACAACGAUCAAAUCAUAUCCAAAGUAUCAGUUGAUGUAUCUAACUACGAAGCAGUCGAAAACAACCUAUGUGAAAUUGAGGAAACCGUAGCCCCGAUUUACAUGCUUAUUAACUGUGCUGGAAUGGCUAUAUGUGGUGUUGUUGAAGAAUACACAAUAGCAGACAUAAAAAAAAUUAUUGAUGUUAACUAUUUGGGCACAUUAUACCCCAUCAAAGCCAUCAUACCCAAGUUCAAAGAACGUAAAGAAGGAAUUGUCGUAUUAACCGCAUCUCAAGUAGCCCUAAUGGGGAUGUAUGGUUACUCUGUGUACUCCUCAGUUAAAUUUGCUUUAAGGGGCCUCGCUGAGUCUCUGUAUCAAGAGGUUAAACCCUAUGGAAUUGGGGUAACAUUGUCUUUACCACCAGAUACUGAUACUCCUGGAUUUGAGAAUGAAAAUAAAAGCAAACCUCUGGAAACUAAGCUGCUUUCGGAAAAUGGAGGACUACAUCAGCCUGAAACUGUUGCCAAAAAAUUACUUGAUGACGCAUUGACGGGAAAAUUCUUUAGCUACAUUGGAUUUGAGAGUUUUAUAUUGACAACUCUGUGUGUUGGAAUGAGCCCCAUUAUGUCAGUAUUUGACACAAUCCUACAAAUUAUAAUCCUGGGACCACUGCGCGCUAUUGGCUGCUUCUACAUAAACAAGUUUGAUAAAAUUAUUCUUGAUUGCUACAAGGAAAAAUCGUUGACGAAAAAAAGUCAAUGAACAUACUAUAUACGCAUUUAUUGUUAGUAGAUUUAGUUUAUUAUUGUGGUAUUAGUGGAGUUUUCAAAAUAAUUUCUUGUUGAUUUAUUUUUAUUUAUUAUUAUUGAAGACUCUACUAACUAGUUGUAGUAAUUAUUAAUAUUUUCCAAAGGAUUGGACUAGUCCAAAGAUUUUAUUCUAUAGACCAUCCCUUUGCAUAUACAGGGUGUUAUUUAAAUUUAAAAUAAUCUACCUCACUUAUUUGUUUCCUUCUCGAGUAAAUCGUGUUUAUAACAUCCUGUAUAAAUUUAUUUUAAUGAUUAAUGAGUAUUAGGUCAGUUUCAGAUAGGUUAAUUACUUGCAAUAUUGUUUGCAUGAAUAAUGUUAUUUAAUUUAUACUGUGCUGUUACCUCAUGUCAAAAUCAGGGUUGUACAAAAAGUAUUUUCUUUGUGCCAUUUCUAAUUCAGCAACCCUGUUCUUUUGUGAAUAAUAUUUUGGGUAUUGCAUUUAAUUAAGGACAUUAUUGUCUUGUGAUAAUUAUUUUUUCACUUUUACAUCUUCAAAAGCAUCACUUGACUUUUCAAUUGUAUUAGACUUGAAUAAAAUAUUUAUUUUAAGAGAA